AUGUCUUUCAGCCAGGCCAAUCAUCGAUCACUCGCACGGCUGUGCUCUUCGAUAGCGUUACAUCGACCCGUCGCUUCAGCAUCCUCAAUACGACUCCCAAAUUCCCGGUCGUUCGCCUCUCGCAAGCCCGCUGGCAAAGAAAAGAAUAGCAAACACAAGGUCACCACAGAUGAUCUCAUCCCGGGCUCGCAGCUGAAAGCAGCUGGUGAAGAGUACACGAAGGCGGAGGAGCGGAUGAAAGCCAUUCUGGAGAAAUACAGGAAAGACGUCGUCGCGCUCGAGAUGCGCGCAAGUGGCCGCGUUACCCCCGCGGUGCUUGCGCCGGUGCGGGUGCUGCUGAAGGGUGCGGAGAAGGCUGUGCGUCUGGAGGAGAUCGCGACCGUCGGCGUGCGCGAGGGCACCAUGUUGAUAGUCACUGUGUUUGAGGAGCAGUCGCUGAAAUACGUGGAGCAAGCGAUCUAUGACGCGAAGAUCCCCCAUGUCAUCCCGCAGAAGAUGGACAAUCGCACCAUUAAGGUUCCCAUGCCGAAACCAACGGUGGAAAGCCGUAACGAGAUGUUAGCUGCGGCACAGAAACAGGCAGAAGACGCACGCGUGCAUAUCCGCAAGCAACAGCAAGCUAGCUUGAAGAAGGGUAACUACACCAAAUAUUCGCCUCAGACGGAGGAGAUCCAAUCAUUGACCACGAAGUAUCUUUCUGAAAUAGACAAGGUCCUGGCGGAUGUCAAGAAAAGCACUGUCCAGAAGUAA
Messenger RNA from Sparassis crispa, 750 nucleotides. Its product is annotated as ribosome recycling factor. Gene Ontology annotation, molecular function: ribosomal large subunit binding. Gene Ontology annotation, biological process: translation. NCBI's taxonomy places the organism in Eukaryota, Fungi, Basidiomycota, Agaricomycetes, Polyporales, Sparassidaceae. The transcript has 4 exons. Gene Ontology annotation, cellular component: mitochondrion. The coding region runs from base 1 to 750 and encodes 249 amino acids. The record is from RefSeq and is a predicted model, not a curated record.